Molecule: messenger RNA, 1992 nt
Organism: Oldenlandia corymbosa var. corymbosa
Lineage: Eukaryota; Viridiplantae; Streptophyta; Magnoliopsida; Gentianales; Rubiaceae
Source: the annotation of a GenBank genome assembly
AUGAAAAAGCAAAGUUCCCACUGGUGGCAGAACGCUUUUUCAUUUUCUUCCUCUAAAUCAACUUCCGACGAUAUCUCCGUCGGGUCCCGCUACUCCCGGAGACCGUCUUUCUUUUCCAGCCGCGGCGGUCGGGUCGGCCGGCACAUCUCUCGAGGCAAAAAGGUUCGCCAUUCGAUCGAUUCUGACUCCGAAGGCUGGCGCAACCCGACUUCUUCUUCCUCCGAUAUCUCCUCUGCUAGGUUUGGUUCCUCUUGUCUUCCCGAAGCGCCGCCGCAGCCGCAGCCGCUUCCCUUGCCGGAAUUGCAGACGCUGCUCCGCCGUGAUGCUAAAUCCGCUUCCGUCAAUUCUGAUUCUAAUUACACCAAUGUCCUGCUGCCGUCACCGAGGGAUUCGAUUCCUAAAUUUCCCGCCACCGAGGAGAAGGAAAAGGAGAAAACCAGCGCUUCCAAUCGUGUAGUUCAUAAUGACGGAGCCACAACCGCCGGCAAUUCGGUUGCCAGGUUAAGCCAAGAUGCCCAGAGAAAUUUAGAACAAUCUGAUGCUUGGUCAUCUAGAAGGUCACCGCCAAAACUGAAUGGGAUAGGUAGAGCUCCAGAUAAUAGGACAUAUAACAUUCCUGUUAGUGCUCCUACUAGCCCUUAUUCAAGUCCUGCACUCAGUCCUCAUAUAAACAAUGGGGAUGCUUUGACACCUCCUCAAUACGUGACUCCUCCAAGCUUUUUUCAAGUUUGGUCUGCUCCAGAGAUGCCAACAUCUGAUCCAAUACUGGGACCUACUUUCAUCUAUCCAGUGUCCUCUGAGGUAGCUGCAUUCAGUGCGGAUAAUACUCCCCUGCCCAGUCCAAGUUGGAGCUACUCCAAAAGUCCCAAUGGGCCUGCUUCCCCGUUGUCUAACAAGUUAGCUAUGGAGGCCUCAAUAGGACGGCGUGAUAACACGGCUCAAGUGAAUGUCCAUCCAAAGACUGGAGCUUUAUGUGCAUUGAAAGAGGUUGAAAUGUUACCAGAUGACCCAAAAUCUGCAGAGAGUAUAAGGCAACUAGAACAGGAAAUUAAAGUUCUCAGGCAUCUCAAGCAUCCGAACAUUGUUCAGUAUUACGGCAGCGAAAUUGUUGGUGACAGGUUUUAUAUAUAUUUAGAAUAUGUUCAUCCUGGUUCAAUCAAUAAAUUUAUCCGCGAUCACUUUGGAGGAAUCACGGAAUCUGUCGUUCGCAACUUCACUCGACAUAUACUCUGUGGACUGGCUUACUUGCAUAGCAAAAAAACUAUUCACAGGGAUAUCAAGGGGGCAAAUUUACUUGUGGAUGCUUAUGGGGUUGUGAAGCUUGCUGAUUUUGGGAUGGCCAAACAUCUUAAUGGCCAUGCAGCUAAUCUUUCUCUGAAGGGGAGCCCAUAUUGGAUGGCCCCAGAGCUCUUGCAAUCCGUAAUGCAGCAGGAUUCUAAUGCUGAUCUGGCAUUGGCUGUUGAUAUAUGGAGUUUAGGUUGCACUAUUAUUGAGAUGUUCUCUGGGAAACCUCCUUGGAGUGAGUAUGAAGGGGCUGCAGCUAUGUUUAAGGUGCUAAAAGAAACUCCGCCGAUACCUGAAAAUCUGUCAGCAGAAGGGAAAGAUUUUUUGUCUUGUUGCUUCCGAAGAAAUCCAGCCGAGAGGGCAUCUGCUAGCAUGUUACUGGAACACCCUUUUGUUAGGAACUCUCAUCCUUCAGAUGCUGUAUCCAGAGCACUUUCUCCCACUGCAUUUAAAUCAAGGGACAUUACAAGGGAGCACUUAAGGUUGAAGCUUGAUCAAGUUCCUGUAUACACAGAUGCUGUAUCCAGAGCACAGUCUCCUACUGUGAAUAAAUUAAGGGACUGUACAACGGAGAACUUAAAGUUGAAGCUUGACGAAGUCCCUGUACAUGCAGAUAUGCAUAUGGCCCGAGGAAAAAUGAAUGACAACCUUCUGAACGCUUCUCUUUCGCAAAUGAGAUUGGCAAACGACGUCAGCACAAAGCUUUGA